UUUUAGAAUCUCAAUUUUGUAUUUUGUAUAGUCUUUGUGCGAAGACAAUGUCAUAAUUUUCUUUUUAAUAUUUUUAAUUUUUUUGGUUUGCCUGUUAAAUAAAUAAUUUAUGUCUUUUUUUAAGGUUCUUGGUAAUAAAGGUUUAUGCGCUGUAGUAUUUCCAAGUACACAUAUUUUUAAAGGUGAGCGUGUAGCACACGCUCAUUCAUCAUAGUUUUAAGCCUAUACGUGUAAUAAUUGUGGGAGUUAGCCAUGCUGGAAAGGGUUUGCUAUUUUGGAAAUGGCUUACGAGGCGAAUGUUGGACUAUGGGCUACUACUGCUUUUCUUAAACCGGUUAGCUACUUUAUGUUUCAGGUGCAGUCUCUCGUUCCAUCACUUCGAUGGAUGCCAAAGACAGACUUGUGUGGAUUGAUAUGGAGAUGACGGGGCUGGAGGUGCAGACGUGCCACAUACUGGAGGUGGCGUGCGUGGUCACGAGUCCCAACCUGGUCACCAUCGCAGAGUCCCCUCCGCUCAUCAUCCACCAGCCGGACCAAGUCCUCAACUCCAUGAACGAGUGGUGCAUUGAAAACCAUCGCAAAUCAGGCUUGACAGAAGCAUCGAGAAGAAGUACACUUUCUUUGCAAGAAGCGGAGCAUACUUUGCUGCAGUUUCUGAGAGCUCACACUCCACAAGGCAAGUGCCCCCUGGCGGGCAACUCGGUGCACUACGACCGCCAGUUCCUGCACCGCUACAUGCCCCAGGUGGACAGCCACCUGCACUACCGCAUCGUGGACGUGUCCACCGUCAAGGAGCUGUGCAGGCGAUGGCUUCCACAAGUGAUCUCACGUGCGCCCGUGAAGGCGCUGAACCACAGGGCUCUGGACGACAUCAGGGAGAGCAUUCAGGAGAUGCGCUACUACCGCUCGGCCGUGUUCAGCAGCGUCAAGUGACUGCAGUGUUCAGUCUACUAACCAGGCUUCCACUUGUAAAGACAGCGACCACGUGUUUGGCAUGCACAGCUUUACCCUGUUUUAUCGCAUAAUCGUUGCACCCAUAUUUUAGGGCGUCAAAAUUUUUAUUUAAAAAAAAAUCUAGCGUAAUCAUUGCAUGAUGUUUUUGGUUCCGCUAUUAAAUUCCGAGCGCUUUGUGUAGGUAUCUUUUCCUUAUAAAACAAUUAAUUUUUAAGUAGAAAUCUUAUAUUUAUUCGGACAUUAUCUCUUACUUUUUUAAUUAACGGAAAUAUACGAAGUUGUCUGACGUGUAAAUUUUCUUGUAAAGACUUUUUUAACGUUAUAAGGUUAUAACCUUUAUCUGUUGGUCUGCGUCGCCGCGGUGUACCGCUUAUAAAAAUGUAGCCAGCGCUAGUUGGCAUCAUUCAUGUUUGGUUAUGUUGCUUUCCGUAUAGAGCGCGAACACGUAGUCGAAUAUCGAUAUCUCGCUGAUUCGUGCAACGCGCUCUCUCUGUCGAGUGCCGAGUUAACUACAUUUGAUAGCCCGUACUCUUUCAUGGUAAGUGUGUACUACAACGAUAGUUACGUGUUAGUUCACGUCACAGAUUCAAGUGGCUUGCGUUUGGGUCACAGAUUUUGUUUUUCUAAUUAAAGUUGAAGAAAGGUUUUUGUUGCAUGAAUUAUUAAUAUGAAUUGUUUGGCGUGCUCUUGCAUACUCCACCUUUUUUUAAAUAAACUUACUUUCUAUGAA
Messenger RNA from Bacillus rossius redtenbacheri, 1684 nucleotides. Its product is annotated as oligoribonuclease, mitochondrial. The transcript is spliced from 6 exons. Bases 382 to 933 code for a protein of 183 amino acids. The record is from RefSeq and is a predicted model, not a curated record. Gene Ontology annotation, cellular component: mitochondrion. Gene Ontology annotation, molecular function: 3'-5'-RNA exonuclease activity; nucleic acid binding. NCBI's taxonomy places the organism in Eukaryota, Metazoa, Arthropoda, Insecta, Phasmatodea, Bacillidae.